Molecule: messenger RNA, 5032 nt
Organism: Psammomys obesus (fat sand rat)
Lineage: Eukaryota; Metazoa; Chordata; Mammalia; Rodentia; Muridae
Product: F-box/WD repeat-containing protein 12-like
Exons: 10
Coding region: 43-1452 (469 amino acids)
Molecular function (GO): protein binding
Source: RefSeq, a predicted model, not a curated record
GGAGGAAGCGGACGUGGCGGGGCCGGGGCUCGGGCGGCGGGGAUGGCGGCGCAGCUCGGCCCGCACGAACUGCUGCAUGUCUUCUCCUUCCUGGAAGCCCGCGACCUGCUGCGCGCCGCGCAGGUGAACAAGGUGUGGAAUGAGGUUUCAAUGACCAAGGAACUGUGGAGGCAGCUGUGUCUGAGGCGCUGGGCCUCCUGCAAAGCCUUCCCAAUGGUCGUGGGCACACAGACGUGGAAACAGUACUAUUUCUGCCGGUCAGAGCUGGAGUUCCGUGUGGAAUCCGGGCGGCCACAGGACUUCAUCUGCAAAGCUAUUUCUGGGCACACAGGAAAGAUAGAUGAGCUGGCCUACAUCUCGCCCCACGAGUACCGCUUUGAUGACAGGGCCAGGUCCGUGGUUUGCACUGUGUCUUCAGACUGUACUGUGCGUGCCUGGGAUCUACGUGAGGGCACAGAGAUCUGGUCCAGUCCUGUGCAGCCUGCUCCUCUGGUGACUUUGGUGGCCUAUCCUCAGCUGCAGCUGGUUGUCACAGUGGACGUAGAGGGCUUGAUCAUGGGGUGGAAAGCAGAGACCGGGGCGGAGUGGGCUUCCUUCAGCUUACCAGCCUCCUGUUCGUCAAUGGAGACCUGUGACCACCCAGAUGGCCCCUUCCUGCUGGUAGCCUGUGCUGAAGGGAGCCUCUAUACUCUGACAGUACCGCAGCUGCAAAUGGUCUCCAAGGUAGCCACAUUUCCUCGUGCCUCUGUGAGCCUCUCGUGCUCACCUGACCAACAGUGGGUGUUUGUGUCUGCACAAGGCUCAGACGUGGGCCCCAAGCUCUUCUACACUCAGCCCCUGCUACUCCCAUCAGAAGACGGACUUCCUGUCUCCACCACUGUCCCGGUCAGGCUGAGCUCCAGAGCCUGCUGGGCUCCUGACGAGGCGGCCAGGCUGAUGGUGCUGCACAGGGAUGAUGGCGGCAUGCACCUGGCGAUCACUACCUUCGAGUUAAAGACCAGCAAGUCCAGGGGCAGAGUGAGCAUCCUGGCACAACAGCUGGCCAGCUUCCCCUUGCCGGACAACUUGACUCCUCACCUCAUGCAGGGCCACGGCUCCCAAGUGAUCCUGCUGGCCUCCAGGUCGGAGCUGGUGCUGUUCACCAUCCAUGGCCUGCAGCUGGUGGCCUUCCAGGACCACCAGAAGCCCAUUACGUCUAUGUGGGUGGAUCUGAACUGUGUCAUCACCUCUGCCUUGGACCUGUCGCUGCGUGUCUAUGUGUGGAAUAAGGAGAACACAUCUCCUGUCCUCAAGAGCUGCUAUCAUUUGCUUGGAGGAUCUCACAGAUGGGCCAGUGGAUUUACCCAUGUGAAAAGCGACAGCGUGAGCAUCGCCGGGGUGGAAGCCAGAAGCACCGGAACAAGUAUUCUGAGGUCGUAUUGCUACAGAGUUCACCUUAGCGCCACCAGCUGAAGCUGCUCUCACCUUGGGUGCAUGCAGACUCUACCAAAGAUUUGUCACCUUUGGGGAAAGAGCCACUGAGAGCUGUAUUCUCGCAGGAGCCAGUGAAGUAGUUUCUAUUGCCUGUGUUUCACUGUCCUGCCCCGAGAAACAAAGGAGAGUAAGUACCAUCUCUGAGGCUUCUCAGGUGCUGGUCACACACAGUGGACUGUUUGUGGUAGUGCCACACAGCCUGCUGGCUUGCAGUGUCAGGAUCGCUGCAGAGUUGUUUUUGUUAUGGAGAGUGUCAUUAAAAUAUCUUUGUCUGCCUGUGCUGUGUUGUACUGUAGACACACACUCAUGCACAGACUUUGCUGUCACUGGAAUGAGUUCUGUGAGACCAUCUCAAAACCUCAAGGGCACCAGCAAAGCAGAACGAAGACGGCAGCUUUAGAGUUGAUCAGCAUGUGAGCCUUGCUGGGUGAGUGGUUGUGCCAUGGGUUUCUUAAUUACAAGCAGUGUGUUCUGGCAGUUAACCACCGAAACCAAAAGCGGAACUUGGUAGAAGUCAAUAGAGCAUCUCACUUUCGAAGGGAGAGCUGCAGAACCAAGAUGGAUCGAGGCAGCAUGGGCAGUAGCCAAUUCAGGUUGUGUUCUCUGCUACCACUGAGCAGCUUCUAGCCGCCUCCAUGGAAAACACGUCUCAGCUGUUCCUGGGAGAGAGGUGGGGGCGGGGAGCAAUAUGUGUGUCCAUGCUCCUCUGACAUCCCAUCUUGGGGUCUCAGGGGUCACAAGUCCACACACAGGAAGGAGGAGCCUGAUUUCUUCAUGUGCAGGAGGUACCUCUAACAAAGACUCACACAAUGGAGAGUUUUCUAUCUUGAGGAAUUUUUCAUUAUUUUUGAAGAAUAAAGACAGGAACUUCAGACUGUUUUGUAACGGAAGUUUUAGUUUCUUUGUAAACUCAGUUAUGUUGUGUAAAUAUGCUUUUGUCUUAAUCCCAAGUGUGGGGUUUUUGUUGGCCUAUAGUUUAUCCACAGCUGAUACCUGUCUUGUUUGGGACAUGGCCUUUGACAGCUGGUAAUGGCCUGCCUUGUGUGGCACAGAGAGGGGUGUGGUCUGAGGAUAUAAAUAUGAGCACCUAGAGAGAAGAGUGGUCUGUGGUGGUGGCAUGUGGUGAGGGACACUUUAGAGAGAUGGAUGGUAUGGUGGCUUAGAGCAGACAAACUGAGAGAAACACUUCAGGGCACAGCAGCCUGUAGGAGCCUGCUGGCUGCAUUUGCUGUUGACAGAGAUUGGUAUAGCCCUAAAAGAACCCAUUACCCCUAAACAGCCCGGAGAAAUAAAGGGGGUCUGCGCCCCUCUCCCCACUAACCCUCUCUUUCCUACUUAGGGUUGAGGAGCUGGAAGAGACUUAAAAAAAAUAGCUUAAAAACGAGUACCACAUUGCUUUGCCUAAUAUCUGAGUGCACCUGUUUCUUACAUUAAGCCUUUAGCAACAGUGUACAUGCCAUAAAUAACCAUGGCCACAUAGGACACGGAUGAUUCCAUAAGAGUUCCUGCUCUGAAGCUGCCAGUGGGAGUCCUCACCUGCCCCCACACAGUUCUAUAUGAUGUUCUAACUCAUGACCUAAGAAUGAAAGUAAAGAGGACAGAGCCAUCCCUAGAUGGCAGUGGGGAAAAGGGUGGAGAUGAAACCAGCAGACACAGCUACCAUGGCCCAGCAAGAAAGAGAGCUGCCAUGUUGUAAAGAUGAUGGGAAGAUUCUGACCAGAUGGAGACACUGUGGGCACGUUCUAGUUACAGGUGCUCUUAGAGGCAGCAUCCUCAGGACACAGACGGAUUCCUGUUAAAUUCCCUCCUUGGGAAAGGGUCCGCUCUAACAUGAGGGACAUGCAAGGCUCCUACCCAAACAGCCCACAGACAAGCAUGUAAAGCUCUAUGAGCCUGCCUUCUGCAAACCAAGGAGUCAAGCCUAGUACCACAGGCUCAUGACCUCUGCCAUUUUGAAAGUUGAGCCUAGUCUACUGAGUGAGUUUAAGCAAAGCCUAACCCACUUACACUGUCUCAAAAUAAAAAGUAAAAUGAAGGCUAGAGAUGGAUAUCACUUUAGUGCUGCAGAGCACUUGCCUAAUUUGUGGGGCCCUGGGUUUAAGUCUUGGUGAUAUAAAAAAAAAAAUUGAAGAACUAUAUAAAAGCUGUUAUAAAAACUGUAUAAAAGUUUGUAUGCUUCUAAGUAUUAUGUUAUAAAUGUUAUCUGGAGGUGAUAAUAUAGAACUUUUAAAACAUGAACAAGUUCUAAAAAUGUUGCACUCUUCUAUACAGUGUUUUAGAAACCUAAUAAAGGUGUUAGAAUUACUAAGAAAAACUCAGCAACAGUGGUAAAAGCAACCCACAAAUGAGAGUCUGUGUACCAGUGAUAAGAUGAAAAGCAUCCUGUUCACAGGAACAGUAGAAUUUCCAGAAGGAAAACAGAGACUUUCCAGGACAAAGUCAUUAUUUCAUGUUCUCAGGUCAAGUACUGACAGUAUUGCUAUAUUUUUUUAACAUGGAAAAAAAAAAAGAUUCUAAAAAAUAUAUCUGGAGCUACAACUAGUCAAGACAGUCCUGUAGAAACAAGAGUUAGAGAAUGGGAUAGAGCCGCCCUGUGAGAUACAAAGGAAAAGUAAACUUGGAUAAUUAAAUAAUGAUUGGUCGGUCAUACAGCAGAAUAGAAGGUCACCAAAUAGCAUGAGGAUUUAGAAACUUACACACAGUAGGUAAGGUUUUGAGUGGUGUGUGGGGAGCAAAGCUGAAGAGACUUUGCCCCAGUGCGUGGAGUUGGAUCUUCCCACAUGUCAACACAUUAGAAUUCCUCAAAUGGAAAAAGUCAAAAGGAAAGUCACAGACAAAAUUGGAACCGGGUGUCAGAGUUACUGAUAACCCAUGGCAGAAUCUCUAGUUCCUGCCCCCCACUCUUGUCAUAUAAAGGAAGCACACUUCUCUCUACUGGGUCUUGUGACAUCGAAAGACUUACUUAUACAUGGUGUAUUUUGUAUGAGAAUGCAUGCUUUUAGAAUUGUUAUGGACAUGAAACUUGCAGGGAUAAGAGUUUCUUAUUGCUCACAUGAACAACAAACUGGAAAGCAGCCAAAUUAAAUUGCUGAUUUUCAAUAAAAAGUGACAUACAGAGACAUUGUAUGGAGCAAAGAGUGACAUCAUCCACAGAGAUAACUUCUUCCUCAUCACAUAUGCUGCAAGCUAGAUGUACCCUCCCUCCCUUAAGUCUCCAAAGUCCAGUCAACACAAAUGUCCUGGCUGGUUUUGUGUGUCAGCUUGACACAAGCUACAAUCAUCAGAGAGGAAAUGCCUCCAUGAGACCCAGCUAUAAGGCAUUUGCUCAAUUAGUGAUCAGUGGAGGAGGGUCCAGACCACAGUGGCCCUGCAAGGGGGUAGGUGGGUGGUCCUGGGUUCUAUAAGAAAUCAGGCUUAGCCAGCCAGGGAAGCCAAUAAGAAAUACCCCUCCACAGCCUCUGCUUCAGUGCCAGCCUCCAGGUUCCUUUCCUGUCCUGAAUUCCCCCAAUGAUGACCAGCAAUGUGGAAGUGUAAGCUGAAUAAAGCCUUUUCUCUACAA